GCUAAAAGCUUCGAAGCCCGUGGCGCACCUCAAGAAAUAGCAGAGAAGAGAAGAGAAAUACAGAGUCACGGGUUUGCAUCGAAACUUGAAACCACCUUCUCGCUCUCUUCCGUCUCCCAAGUCGACAGACAGAAACAUAUUCUCUUCGCCUCCCCCAUUCUUCCCAUAAAAAAAGAAAGCCAAGCAGCCUACUUUCCUCCCCCUCCUAUCCAUCCAGGUGGUGAAAUGCUGGAUAGAAACUGGGAGGCCGGCGGCUGCGGAGAGACGGGGCAGGGGAUGCCUGCUCCAUUUCUAACCAAGACGUACCAGCUUGUCGACGACCCAUCCACCAACCACAUCGUCUCGUGGGGCGACGACCGCGUCUCCACCUUCGUCGUCUGGCGUCCUCCCGAGUUUGCGCGCGACCUCCUCCCCAACUACUUCAAACACAACAACUUCUCCUCCUUCGUCCGCCAGCUCAACACCUACGGAUUCAGAAAAGUGGUGCCGGAGAGAUGGGAGUUCGCCAACGAGUUCUUUCGCAAGGGGGAGAAACAUCUCUUAUGCGAGAUCCACCGCAGGAAAACCUCUGCCGCCGCCGUAGCAGCUGCCACCUCGUUACACCCACCUUUCUCUCCCCUGUUUCAGAACCCUUUUGACGAUUACUACUCUCCUCCUGGAUCUGCUAAACGCCUUCUUUAA
This is a messenger RNA of Phalaenopsis equestris, 681 nucleotides long. Its product is annotated as heat stress transcription factor B-4c-like. Gene Ontology annotation, molecular function: RNA polymerase II cis-regulatory region sequence-specific DNA binding; DNA-binding transcription factor activity. The record is from RefSeq and is a predicted model, not a curated record. Gene Ontology annotation, cellular component: nucleus. The transcript is spliced from 2 exons. NCBI's taxonomy places the organism in Eukaryota, Viridiplantae, Streptophyta, Magnoliopsida, Asparagales, Orchidaceae. Gene Ontology annotation, biological process: regulation of transcription by RNA polymerase II. Bases 226 to 681 code for a protein of 151 amino acids.